AUGGCGGCCACACAUGAAAUGACAAUAAAAGCUGGCAAAGCUCGCGGAAUACAAUGGUCCAACGAAGAAACACUAGCUCUACUUGACGUCUGGGGUGACGACAACAUUCAGGCUCAGAUGGAUGGCACGACCAGGGAUGCAAAAGUAUAUGUACUGCUUGCAAACACGCUGCAUCAGUUGGGCUAUGAGCGCAACGCUACUCAGGUGAAAUACAAAGUCAAAAAUUCAAGAAGGAUUAUAAGUGGUCACCCUACUGGUGUCACUGAACAGUAUGAGCCUGAUUUUGAGCUUGAAGGUCUCGAUUCAGAAAAUGAAGAUACAUUCCUGUCUGCAGCAUUUGAAAUACCUCCAUCCUUGUCUGCUCCAUCACUUGCAAAUACUACGUCAGUUGGCCUACCAGCAAUCACGUCAACACCAAAAGCAAAGAGGGCAGUCAUCUUACCAGCAAUUCCUUCUACAUCAGCUGCCACACCAGAAGAUAUUGAACCUGUUGACAACAACAAGAGAAAGUAUAAUGGCGAAAAGGUAGUUGUCAAGCAAAAGAAAAAGAGCCAUGAUGCUGGUUCUAUGAUACAGACUGCCAUUGAUGGGUUCACUAGUAUGCAGCAAGAAAGUAAAAGACGGUUCCUCGAAUCAGAAGACCACCGCCAUGCAGAAGAAAUGAGAAUGAUAAGAGAGGAACGUGAGGAAAGAGUUCAGAGAACAAGAGAUGACACUUAUCGCAAGGAACAAGAAAGAGAGAGGGAUAGACAGCAUCAGCUGCAAAUGAUGUAA
Molecule: messenger RNA, 774 nt
Organism: Lottia gigantea (owl limpet)
Lineage: Eukaryota; Metazoa; Mollusca; Gastropoda; Lottiidae
Exons: 5
Coding region: 1-774 (257 amino acids)
Source: RefSeq, a predicted model, not a curated record